CUGAGAAUUCAGGACAAGGGGGAGGAUACUUCAGUCUUUUCACAUUCUCUGUUCUCUGUCUCUCUCUCUCUCUCUCUCUCCGCGCGAUAGUUUGGAACCCGUUUCGCCAUGGAAGACCUUAAAUUAUGCAUCCUACUGGGCUGACAAAACCGCUAGUUCUUCUCUUUGUAACGUUAGGUACCACCAUUAUCUUCCUUCUCUUUUUCCAGCCAUUCACAGAGCCUCACCCCUCUUCUUCUACACGACGGGACUCCAUGGCUCGAAGCUUCAUCUUGUGGCUUCACGGGUUGGGCGAUUCGGGUCCCGCCAAUGAACCCAUCAGAACUCUAUUCACUUCUCCAGAGUUCAGAAACACCAAAUGGUCUUUUCCCUCUGCUCCUUCCAACCCAGUCACCUGCAACUAUGGUAUGGUGAUGCCUUCAUGGUUUGACAUUCAUGAGAUUCCUGUGACAGCUAGUUCCCCUCAAGAUGAAAGUGGUUUGCUUAAAGCAGUUCGGAAUGUGCAUGCAAUAAUAGACAAAGAGAUUGCCGCUGGAACAAAUCCCAACAAUGUAUUUGUAUGUGGAUUUAGUCAAGGAGGUGCUUUGACCUUGGCCAGUGUUCUGAUGUACCCAAAAACUCUUGGAGGAGGUGCAGUCUUUAGUGGAUGGAUUCCCUUUAAUUCCUCUAUGCCAGAACAAUUCCCAUCAGAUGCAGCAAAGACUCCUAUUCUGUGGUCUCAUGGAAUGGCUGAUAAAACAGUAUUGUUUGAAGCUGGACAAGCAGGUCCCCCAUUCCUUGAACGAGCCGGUGUAACCUGUGAGUUUAAGGCAUAUCCUGGUCUUGGCCAUUCAAUAAGCAACGAGGAACUGCGGCACCUGGAAUCGUGGAUCAAGGCUCGUCUACAGAGUUCUUCGUAAACGUUUGAGUAUUCUUGAAGUUACUCGGAGUUAUUAAGUUAUGAUAAUCAGAAAUUGGUAUCCCGGUUGUUGAUUAAUCAUGAUAUACAAAA
Molecule: messenger RNA, 991 nt
Organism: Carica papaya (papaya)
Lineage: Eukaryota; Viridiplantae; Streptophyta; Magnoliopsida; Brassicales; Caricaceae
Product: putative carboxylesterase SOBER1-like
Biological process (GO): protein depalmitoylation
Cellular component (GO): cytoplasm
Molecular function (GO): palmitoyl-(protein) hydrolase activity; carboxylic ester hydrolase activity
Source: RefSeq, a predicted model, not a curated record